This is a messenger RNA of Mytilus californianus (California mussel), 1123 nucleotides long. RefSeq lists its product as uncharacterized. The record is from RefSeq and is a predicted model, not a curated record. Gene Ontology annotation, molecular function: growth factor activity. The transcript has 4 exons. NCBI's taxonomy places the organism in Eukaryota, Metazoa, Mollusca, Bivalvia, Mytilida, Mytilidae. Bases 110 to 715 code for a protein of 201 amino acids.
AAUCAUGCGCUUUGAACGAAAAUAAACACCAUGGAACACGUCAUAGUUAAAACCUCGAUAGAAGUGAAAGGGUACGGUACAUACCCGACUUUACAGACGAAGCGACAGGAUGAAGCUACAAAUUGCUGUUUUAUGUUUUGUCUUCAUAGCGCUUGCCUCCGCAAAAAGAAAUAGACGGGGAAAAGACAAGCUGAGAUGCCGAUACGAGCGUGGAGACUGGGGAGACUGUGACUUAACGUCAAACACUGUAUCUAUGACACUGACCUUGAAACAGGGGUCACCUUCGGAUUGUGUACCAACUCAAACAAAGUCCAUCCCAUGUGAACAUCUGGAACAAAUCAAAGCAUGGAAAGCAAAGAAGUUUGAAAGAAAAGCAAAAUUUGCUGAACACAGGGAACACAAAAACAGGUGGAAGAAACACAAGAAGGGUUUGAAGGAGAAAUUCGGAAUGGGCUGCAGAUUCGAUGUGUCUGUAAGUGAAUGUAACCAAGAAACAAACAUGGUAACCAAGACAUUCACUGUUACUAGAGGAGAUCCAGCAACAUGUCAGCCAGAAUCUAUCGCUUAUUCGUGUGAACUUCACGAGAAACUCAUGAGAUGGAAACAAAAAAGACAAGAUAAGAAGAAAUCAAAGAACCACAGAAGGAAGGAAUGGAAAAAUAAGAGAAACGAGAGACGACAGAACAGACGCGAAAGACUAUCAAAUUCAAAUUAAUUAUAUAACAAAUAAGCUAUAUAGUUACUAUCAUUAACAGUGAAAAAACAAAUUAAUCACAAAUUCAGUUAGAUAUGAUCUUUUUGACCCGAAAGCAGUUUUUUUAUAUUUGUAAAUGUUAUGUUUUAUGUUACAUUAUAAAUUAAACUUGAGACAUCGAAAAUAUAUACUGCUAAAAAUGUUUAAUCUUGCUUUUAAUUUAAUGUCAAAAGAAGUAUUUGUCUGUGUAUCAGAAUCAUAUGACGUAUUUUGUCAAGUUUUUAUUGUCUGUGACAUUUAUAUUAUAACAUUGACUGUAAAUGUUUUUAAGUGUAUUUCCAAAAUAUUUUUGUAACUACUUGACCUUAUGAAAAUCCAUUUAGACUGCAAAACAACGACUUAGCUAUUAAAUCAUGAGUCUGAGUGAUA